Triticum turgidum subsp. durum (durum wheat) is the source of this 744-nucleotide messenger RNA. The record is from the annotation of a GenBank genome assembly. Lineage: Eukaryota; Viridiplantae; Streptophyta; Magnoliopsida; Poales; Poaceae.
AUGGAGCAAGUAUUCCAAGUUGUUUCUGAGAAGGUCUCUAGCUCUGUUGUGAUUGUUCGACAGCAUCCAUAUGGUCGAUAUUGUGUUGGUUCUGUAGUUUCCCCUCCAUCAAAUACCAAUACAACAGCAAUAAUGACAUCCUCGCGUUUGAGUGAAGAAAGCGGUAGAAUCUUUGUUCACUUCAAUGACAACACUGAACUGGAAGCAAGGAGAUUAGUGUCUGCAGAUCGAUUCACUUUGCUAGAAGUUGACUACAAAGCUGGUUGCAGUAUGAUUGAAUUUAGUGAAAUAGAUGUUAAUCAACCCUCAGAUGCUUUUAUUCUCGCUCCUAACUCGAAAUCCUGUUUAUCACAUAUCCCAGCAUUUGUGGUACAGCCUUCCUGUGCUGCAAGGGAUGCCAAAAUGAAUAACAUCGAAGGAUCUGAGAAUUACUUUUUGGUCUUAUGUCGCUCUGGGAACUUGCUUAACGUAGGAUAUGCUAUUCAGAACCAGUUAAUGUCUGCUCCGGUUUUUGAUUUAAACGGCAAAGUUAUUGGGCUAGUGACUUCUCAGUGUGGCACGGAUAAGACCAAAAAUGAUAUCAAGAUUGGACUUUUAGCCUCUCAUGCUCAGAAGAUUCGUGAUGACCUACUAGAGGAAAGCAAGAAAGAAAUGAAGGUAGCUGAGCGCUCUGAGGAAAGCAAGCAGCAUGAAGAAGGAGCUGAGACUAACAGCUCCGCGGGUACAAGGAACAGAAGAAACUGA